UGUCCCCCUCUCGAGCCGCCACCAUGGGCAAGCCGCAGUCGGGAUGGUCCAAGUUCCGCCUGCUGAUGUGGAAGAACUGGACGCUGCAGCGGCGCCACAAGGUGCAAGCCGUGCUGGAGGUGCUGCUGCCGCUCAUCUUUACCUCGCUGCUGGUGCUGAUCCGGUCUCUGGCAGAGUCCACCGUCUACACGGAGCCCACGCUGUACACGCCCAUCAGCGUCGACCAGCUGCCCAACAACAGCAUGGUGCCGGUGGCAGGCAUCGACCCGGCGAAGGUGAUGUCUGUGCUGGGUGGAUCCUCCUCGGCAGGCGGCCUACCGGACAUACCAGACGACGUCAAGGAGUGCAUCAAGGAUCUGCUGCCCGCUUCGUUCCUCACCAGCCUGGCGUUGGGCGGGCUACCGCAGCUGGAGAGGAGGAAAUGGGUGGGCUUCACCCCCAACACCACGUUCAACGAAAAACUGAUGGCAGACGUGCAGAAAAGGCUUGGAGGCUCCCAGCAUCUGCAAGUGCAAGGGUUUGCCACGGAGGAGCAGAUGCUGCUUGGCCUUGAAGGGAGCCUGGGACAGACGAUUAUAGGGACGGGCGACCGACGAAUGGCCGGCAUCGUGCUCCCUAACGCGGACAAUGUCAGCGACCUGAACGGCCACCUAGAGUUCAAGAUUCGUCCGCGGAUUCCGACAGCGGUGACGGCAUUCAAACCGCCUUCGGUGUGGUACACCAGCCUGCAGUUUCCGCCGUUCCAGAUGCUCGGGCCCAGAAACAAAGACGACAACGAUGGAGGCUCGCCAGGGUACUACCAGAACGGCUUUCUGGCACUGCAGCACGCGGUGUCGGCGGUACUGACCGAACGGUUGGCCAGCCGACCGGUCAGCGAGCCGGCGUUCGCGCAGCGCGUGCCCUACCCGGCCUACGUGGACGACCAGUUCCUGGUGGUGCUGCAGGGCUGGCUGCCGCUGGUCAUCAUGCUCAGCUUCAUCUACCCCGCCAUCAACAUCGUCAAAAACGUCGUGGUGGAGAAGGAGAAAAGGCUCAAGGAGUCGAUGAAGAUGAUGGGGAUGCCCAACUGGAUCCACUGGAUGGCCUGGUGGGCCAAGUCCUUCAUCCAGCUGCUCGUCUCCAUCUGCAUCAUGACCCUGCUGCUGAUGGUCGAUUGGUACGCUGGUCCGGAAGGAGAAGCGGUCCUGUCUCAGUCAGAUCCUUCAGUCAUCUUCGUCUACCUCCUGCUCUUCACCAUCAACAGCAUCGCCUUCUGCUUCAUGAUCUCAACGUUUUUCUCCAAAGCUAACAGCGCCGCCACAGCCGCCGGCGUGCUCUUCUUCGUGCUCUUCAUCCCGUACAACUUCCUCUACCUGACGUACCAGACGCUGACGCUCAGCUCCAAGAUCGCGGCCUGCAUCAUGAGCAACACGGCCAUGGGCUUUGGCGGCAUGCUGAUUGCCAUGUGGGAGGGCACAGGGGAGGGUAUCCAGUGGAGCAACGUGAACCGGGGCGUCUCACCCGACGACGACUUCAAGAUGAGUCACGUUUUCAUGAUGUUUGUGGUGGACACUGUGCUGUACCUGCUGGUUGCCUGGUACGUGGAGGCGGUGUUUCCAGGAGAGUAUGGUAUCGCCCAGCCCUGGUACUUCCCUGUCUCGAAGCGUUAUUGGUUUGGAAACCAGCCCCAUGACGACGAAACGGUUCCGGUCAACAACAACUCCGAGAGGGCCGACUUCUUCGAGGCCGAGCCGGCGAGCGGGAAGGCCGGGAUCCGCAUCGACCAACUGUCCAAGAGAUUCUCGAACGGCAAGCUAGCGGUGAAUAACGUAUCGCUGAACAUGUACGAAGGCCAGAUCACUGCGCUGCUGGGUCACAACGGCGCCGGCAAGACGACCACCAUGUCCGUCCUAGUUGGUCUGUUCCCUGCCUCCUCGGGUACGGCGCUCAUCAACGGGUACGACAUUGGCACUGAGGUGGACGAGGUGCGGGCCUCGCUCGGCAUCUCCCAGCACGACGUGCUCUUCGACGAGCUCACUGUGGCCGAACACAUCCGCUUCUUCUGCACGCUGAAGGGAUACGAUGGCGAUUACCGAGAGGAAAUCGACAACAUGCUCAAUAUUCUCCAGCUGGAAGACAAGCGAAACGCACAGUCACAUACGCUCUCAGGCGGUAUGAAGCGGAAGCUGUCGGUGGGUAUCGCGCUGUGCGGCGACUCCAAGGUGGUGCUGCUCGACGAACCGACCAGCGGCAUGGAUCCGUCCGCGCGCCGCUCCACCUGGGACCUACUCCAGCGAGAGCGGGCCGGUCGCACUAUGCUGCUGACGACUCACUUCAUGGAGGAGGCCGACCUGCUGGGUGACCGGAUCGCCAUCAUGGCGGACGGGCAGCUGCAGUGCUGCGGCUCGUCCCUCUUCCUCAAACGCAAAUACGGCGCUGGCUACCACAUGGUGAUUGUGAAAGAGGAAGGCUGCGACGUGGAGAAGAUCACCAACACCAUCCAGCGAUUCAUCCCAGACAUCGAGUAUGACCAGAACAUCGGUGCCGAACUGUCCUACGUGCUGCCGAACGAGGCGUCGGCAAAGUUCGAGGAGAUGUUCACUGAACUGGAUGAAAGGCGUGCCGAGCUCAAGGUGUCCAGCUACGGCGCCUCCAUCACCACCAUGGAGGAGGUGUUCAUCAGGGUGGGCGAGCAGUCCAACCCCAAGGUGCAGGAAGAGCUGCGCCAGCGGUCGGAGAUGGCGAACGGUGGCGCAGGGUCGCGCCAGACCACGCCGCACGGGCAGGACAACGUGGGCUUUCUGCCUGACGUCGAGACGCUGGACGUCUCUGGUGCCAACGGCACUCACGAGAUGAAGCCGACGCUGGCGAACUUCGGAUCAAUGCGGUAUAUGGAGGAAGAAGAAAUUGAAAUGGUGCACAGAAUCACCAUCGAGAAAGUGCCCCAAGAGCGGAGGAACACAUCAAGCUUCAUUCUGUUCAUUCAGCAGUUCUACGCGAUGCUGGUCAAAAAGACGCUCUACUCGAUCCGCAACUGGGUACUGACGCUCGUUCAGAUUUUCCUGCCGAUCUUCUUCCUGUCGAUGGCGCUGCUGGUCAUCAUGUCGUUCCCAGGACUGGCCGACGACCCUCCUAUGGAGCUCAAAUUCACGAACUAUGACGGCACCAACACCCCCGUGUGGGCCGAGCCCGGGGUGCCCGAUGCCGAGGACCUGGCCGCGUUCGUCUCCACCAUCGACGACACGGUGAUCCAGGUGGUCAACACGACCCAGUUCGACAACCUGACCGAGUACCUGCUGGAGAAGACGCUGGAAGACGUGCCCGGUUUCAACCAGCACUAUAUAGCCGCCGUGGACCUGACCUCGGACGGAGCCUCUGGUCUGGCCGUCACGGCGGUGUUCAAUAACCAGCCCUUCCACUCCGCCGGCGUGGCCAUGAAGGCUGUGGAUGAGAGCCUUCUUCGCUACUACACGAACGACUCGAGCCUACAAAUCAAGGUUAUCAACCACCCGGCGCCCAUCUCCGCCCAAACCAAGCUUCAAAUGCAGCUGAACGGCCAGAGCAACGGCUUCAACAUCGCCUUCAACGUGGCCUUUGGCGUCUCGUUCUUGGCCGCCUCGUUCGUGCUCUUCCUCGUCAAAGAGAUGGUCACCAAGGCGAAGCACCUGCAGUUCGUCUCCGGUGUGGGAAUCACCGUCUUCUGGCUCUCCAACUUGGUGUGGGACUACAUCAGCUACCUGAUCCCGGCGUGCGGCAUGCUCCUGACGCUGCUGGCCUUCCAAGAGGAGGGUUUCAUCGAGCCGGAAACACAGGGCACUCUGAUGCUCCUGUUUGUGCUGUACGGCUACGCAAUGCUGCCGCAGACCUACCUCUUCUCGUUCACCUUUACCGUGCCGUCCUCCGGCUUCACACGGGUGGCCCUCUUCAACAUCUUCACAGGAAUGGCGACAAUGGUGACGGUGUCGGUGAUGAGGAUUCCUCUGCUGGAGCUGCUGGAUGUGGCCGAUAUUCUGGACUGGAUAUUCAUGAUUCUUCCCAACUACGCGCUGGGCAUGGGUAUGGCCGACAUCUACUCCAACUAUCAGGGACAGCAGUACUGCGGCACCAUAUCGUGCCGGGAGCAACUCUGUGUCCUGCUCGACAAACUCAACAUGACCAACCCGUGCUGCAAAGAGCUGGGCAACUGUGGCGAGGCGGGCUGCGUCUAUUUCAACGACAAUUACCUGGCGCUAGAGCGGCUCGGCAUUGGACGCACGCUGCUCUUCAUGUUCGCCGAGGGGACCGUCUGCCUGAUAAUUUUGUGCCUCAUUGAACUGAGGGUGGCUGACAAAAUUAAAUACUUUAUCAACAACAAGAGAAAUACCUACGGCAAGCUUAUGAAGGAAGCGGAUUCCAGUAACGAAAACGUUAUUGUGGCGGAAGUCGACUCGGACGUCGCUGCUGAGAAAGAACGGAUCCACACAGCUGACAUUGAUACGCUGAAAACCAACAACGUUCUCGUCGCCAAGGAUUUGACCAAGUUCUACUCGAAAGACUUUUUGGCGGUGGACCGACUUUGUCUGGCGGUGCCCAAGGGAGAGUGCUUCGGACUGCUGGGAAUCAACGGAGCCGGGAAGACGACCACGUUCAAGAUGCUGACGGGCGACGAGCUGAUCUCGUGGGGCGACGCGUUCCUGAUGGGUCGCAGCGUGCGCGACGAGGUGAAGGAGGUCCACAAACAGCUCGGCUACUGUCCACAGUUCGACGCCGUUAUCGAUCAGAUGACAGGUCGGGAGACUCUGCGCAUGUUCGCCCGUCUGCGAGGUAUCUAUGAGGCCGACAUUGACAGCGUUAUCGAGCGUCUGGCGCACGGCCUCUUCCUCACAGAGUACAUUGACAAACAGGUGCGGGAGUACUCCGGAGGCAACAAGCGCAAGCUGAGCACGGCCGUGGCGCUGGUGGGCGACCCGCCGAUCGUGUUCCUCGACGAGCCAACCACCGGUAUGGAUCCGGUGGCGCGCCGACUGCUCUGGGACGUCAUCUGCCGAAUCCGAGCCGCCGGGCGCAGCAUCAUACUGACGUCACACAGCAUGGAGGAGUGCGAGGCGCUCUGCACGCGUCUCGCCAUCAUGGUCAACGGCCAGUUCAAGUGCAUGGGCUCGCCGCAGCAUCUCAAGAGCAAGUUCGGCCAGGGCUACACGCUACUUGUCAAGGUCGCCGUUAGCUCUGCGGAGAAGGAGGAGUUUUCGAAGACACACAAACGAGCGGCAUCUAGUUCGUCAGCACGCCGCCAGAUGUCAGCCAGUGUGGGCCCACAGCGGCGGCAGAGCAUGACGGCCGCCGUGCAGCCCGUCAAAGACUUUGUGGAAAAACACUUCCCAGGCUCCAUCCUGAAGGACGUGCACCAGGGUCUGCUCAACUACCAGAUCACGGACACAUCGCUCUCCUGGGCGCGGAUAUUCGGCAUGAUGGAGCGGGCCAAGGAGACUCUCAACAUUGAGGACUACUCGGUCGGGCAGACCACGCUGGAACAGGUGUUCCUGAAUUUCGCCAAGGGUCAACGGUCAGAAGAGGAGUAAAAGGGACACACAUCUAAGAUGUGACAGAAAAGCAAACACAAUGAAUGUGGCAUAGUGUACGAAAUACACCAUAUCACACUGGACUAUAGGGAAACUUACAGGGAACUUAUUCAAACCGCACUUGACGACAUUGGAACGAAUUCUAACACACUCUGGCCAUUGAACUUUGCGAGCUACUAUUUGUUCUGUGGACUUAUGUAUGUGCUCUGCAAUUUUUUAUCUUAGAGCUUAACUGUUGACAUGUGUGAUGUUGCCUGCGUUAUUUCUGUGUUUUAUUUUAUUCUGUCUGUUUUAUUUUGCUGAUCAUAUUACGGGGAGUCCCAUGAAGUUUAUUUAAGGCCCUACUUAAGUGAGCUUGGAAUUUGGAUAGAACUUGAAAUCUACCUUUUGGUUGAAAGUGUGCUGUAUGUAUAUAAUCGAAAGAUUGGCUCAUUGGUGUUAUAUUUAUCAGGAUGUUUAACAGGAGCUUUGUUGUAGUGUACACUGGAAAUGCAGUUGUUUUCUGUAUAUCUUUCUGUCGAGAGUGAUUCUGGACAUGCUUAUGGGAACACGGUUCGUGUAGGUUUUGUUUCUUUCCCUAACGCUUGCACUAUAAUCACAAUAGUUCUAAAUGAGCUGAUCCAAGUCCUGUGAUUUGAAAUAAAGCUAAGUUAUGAUAUUUGAUAAGAAUGACCUCAUCGCGAACUUUCACUUGCUGCAUUGUGCGUCUCACUACGACUUAUUCGACGAGUUCGA
Molecule: messenger RNA, 6272 nt
Organism: Amphibalanus amphitrite
Lineage: Eukaryota; Metazoa; Arthropoda; Thecostraca; Balanomorpha; Balanidae
Gene: Abca3
Product: phospholipid-transporting ATPase ABCA3-like
Biological process (GO): transmembrane transport; lipid transport
Cellular component (GO): membrane; intracellular membrane-bounded organelle
Molecular function (GO): lipid carrier activity; ATP binding; ATP hydrolysis activity
Source: RefSeq, a predicted model, not a curated record